Molecule: messenger RNA, 1267 nt
Organism: Diospyros lotus (date-plum)
Lineage: Eukaryota; Viridiplantae; Streptophyta; Magnoliopsida; Ericales; Ebenaceae
Product: transcription factor MYB102-like
Exons: 4
Coding region: 221-1225 (334 amino acids)
Source: RefSeq, a predicted model, not a curated record
CGCCGUGAGCAGGGGAUGGGAGGGGUACGUGGCCUUACAAACGUUGAUGACAGCUAAUGUGAAUCCUCAUCGCAGGAGAGACGCCCCGCCGGAAAAAGAUGUACACGAUGUGAUCGCAUAUACAUAUAGAGAGAGAGAAGCUCUGGACGGCACCGAAUCUCAUUGACUUCCCCUUCUUCUUUCCUAUAUAUAUACCCUCCCUUCUCGCUCAAAGUCGACGAUGGGAAGAACACCGUGCUGCGAGAAGAAUGGCCUGAAGAAGGGGCCAUGGACGCCGGAGGAAGAUCAGAAGCUGACCGAUUAUAUUCAGAAGAAUGGCUAUGGGAACUGGAGAACCCUUCCCAAGAAUGCCGGGCUGCAGAGGUGUGGAAAGAGUUGUCGUCUUCGCUGGACCAAUUAUCUGAGGCCUGACAUCAAAAGAGGCAGAUUCUCCUUCGAAGAGGAGGAGACAAUAAUCCAACUGCACAGUGUUCUGGGAAACAAGUGGUCGACCAUUGCAGCUCGGUUGCCGGGAAGAACUGACAACGAGAUCAAAAACUACUGGAACACACACAUUAGAAAGAGGCUUCUCCGAAUGGGAAUCGACCCAGUGACUCACAGCCCUCGCCUUGAUCUCCUCGAUCUUUCUUCAAUUCUAAGCUCAUCAUCUCUCUACAACCCUUCUCAAGUGGAUAAUCUUUCAAGAUUACUCGGCGUCCAGGCUGUUGUAAACCCAGAACUUCUCCGGCUGGCCGCUUCUCUUUACCCGUCUCAGAGAGAAAAUCCCAAUUUUUUCUCGGAAAAUGUUCAAGGAAACCAGCUCUGCAAUCCUCAGUUCCAGAACCAGUUGCCGCCAUUGGUUCAGCCUAACCAGCUUCAAGCCCUGGAAAUUCCAUUUUCCAGCGAAACCCAUGUCAUGGAUCCAAAUGUGGAGCAAUUCUCAUCAAAUUUCACUAACUUUACUCAAAAUUGUCAAAUAAACGAGUGGCAACCCGGAGAUUAUGCAGCUCUACAAAACUAUGGCUUCUACGGGUCCGAACAAAGCAUCAUGGAUCCUAAUUCUCUAUCUGAAAACUCGACCUUCCAAUCCAAUAACAGCAACAACUUCAGUCAGGCGUCAUUGAAUUCGAACUCGACCGGCAUCAACGGCAGCAACGUUUCGAAUGAAGAUGAGAGGGAAAGCUACUGCAGUAACAUGUUGAAGCUUGAAAUCAUGGAAAUGUUAGAUGUCAAUCAAUUCAUGUAACUUGAAAACCCAACUGAUCAUCAAAAAAUUUUCUUUUCCUCA